UUUGUUUUUAUUCUGUAAAAUCCUUGCAGAUUUUCGCUAGUGUAAACAAGAUCGUGCAAAUCAGCUCGUAGAAGAAUUCACUCGAACGUAGAUCCCUAGGAGAAAAAUCCUGCAUUUACACAAGCAAAUCCUGCAUUUACCAGGCAAAUCCCAAAAAAUCCUGCAUUUUCGGAUUUACCAAAGCGAAUCAAUAGCAGAUCGACCAAAAUUUCACUCGCCUAUAUAACCACCACGUACGUCCAACCAUACGACACACGCCUCAAACAAUCGAGCUAGCACUAGUACUAUUUUCUUCUCCACGAUCAUCACCAAGAAAAUGGCCAUGGCCAGUCCUAGCACUGCUCUCCUCCUCGUUGCGGCCGCCCUCCUCUUGGCGUCAUGCUGCCACGCAUCGCCAUUACCACCGCACGCCAUCUCAGGCGGCGAGGCGAAGAAGGUGGCGGACGUCGUGCCGGCGGAGACGGACCCGGCCAAGUGUGAGAUGAUGGUGCCGUGCGACGGGGAGAAGUGCACCGAGCACUGCGUCCGCAUAGGGCUGGGCAACGCGAGGGGCUUCUGCUCCUUCCACGACUUGCACUUCGAGUGCUGCUGCCCCAUGCCGCCGCCCCUGCGCUCGCGCCGCCUCUCCUCCUCCGGCUCGGUUUAGAUAAACUAGCAAGGAAGCUCUUCACCCGUGCGGGUAAGAGAUGGAUCCCUCGUCCGUGUGUGCUUGCAAGCGUGGUGUGGACAGAGAUCGGAGUACACGCGUCGAUCAGCAAUAAAGUUUGUUCUGGCCUUCUGGGGCAGUGCAGAUAUGCGUCUUGUGUUUGCAAAACAAAAAGAAACUAAGAAACUUUUGAAUGUUCUUGCCAAAAGAAUAA
Molecule: messenger RNA, 860 nt
Organism: Aegilops tauschii subsp. strangulata
Lineage: Eukaryota; Viridiplantae; Streptophyta; Magnoliopsida; Poales; Poaceae
Source: RefSeq, a predicted model, not a curated record